AUGUAUGAGGCGGCAGAACAGCAACUGGCACUUGUAAGCCGAAAAACACAACACCUCCGUGGUUUAUUACAACAACAAAUAGACGCCUUGAAACAAUUACGGCAGGAACGCACUGCAGCCGUUAAUGAACGUGAUGAACUCCGUCGGCAAUUACAACAGGCCGAACAGCGAGCAGCUCUGGCGGAGUCUACACAUCAGGAAGCCGAAGAGUGUUUGCGGAAAACCGCAGAGGAGUUCGCGGCCACGCAACUCCUGCAGAAACGGUAUAGUAACACACUCGCGGCAUUAGAUAGACGACAACGAUCGCUGGUGCGGGUGGUGGGCGCCGCCACUCAACAGGAGAACUCCACACUAAAUGAAUCUACAUCUAAACUAGAAAAAGAAGAAAAAGGAAAAGAAGAAAAAGAAAGAAAAGAAUCAACUGCGGCUGCUAUUACAGUGACGGAUGAAUGUACUGUAGUGGAGUUGGAGCGGCGGCGUACAUUUGUGGUAGAUGUGGCCUGCACAGCACCAUCACUCCGGCAACGAAUGGGAAUAGGGAAUUACUCAUUAUCAUCUAAUAUUAAUACUAACAGUAUUAGUAGUAAUGGAGAUAAUAAUAAUAAUAAUAAUAAUAAUAAUAAUAAUAAUAAUAAUAAUAAUAAUAAUAAUAAUAAUAAUAAUAAUAAUAAUAUUCUUCCAUUGGUCUCACUAACAGAUGAGGAGCUUUUCUCUGCAAUUCAAAUGGAUCAAGUAAUUGAAGAUGUCCUCUCAGGUGUGAAUACUGUUUUUCUCUCUUUUGGUCCUGCGGGUGGUGGAAAGACGGAAAUGUUGUUUGGCACUAAAGCCUCUAUCGUUGCGUAUGAAGGCCGACAGCAAUUUUCCCGUAAUGCCGGUUUAUCGGCUUCUCGUGGGCGGUUCUCCUCAUCUUCGACGGUAUCCACACCGGCAGGGAUGAGCCAUGAAGGAUCUACAGCUGGUCUUCUUUCUAUAUUUACACAUGGACUAUUUAAUAGUCUGGUUUCACAGGCUGUAACGCAUUUUAAUAUUCGUUGCAGUUUUGCAGAGUUUGCAAUGAAUCAAACUGUUGAUCUUCUACUUAAGCAUUCCGGGGGAAGAUAUUCAUCGGCUUUUGGUAUUGGUGGAAAUAGUAUCUAUAGUGGUGGUAAUAGUAAUAGUAAUAAUGGUAAUGGUAAUAAUGGGAAGAGUGCAGUGAUGAUGAAAACAAUUUCAGCGGUUGCUGGUGGGGAAUCACACAUAAUGCCCAUCUCAUGCGGUGGUGUGAGUGAAGAAGUGACGAGUGUGAAAGUAGAGAAUGCGGAUGAGGCCAUGCAAGUCUUCUUUAGUGGAAUUGAGCGAUUAGGACGUUGGCGAAGUGCUGUUACUACUAAUAAUACUACUAAUAAUAAUAAUACUAAUAAUAAUAAUACUAAUACUAAUAAUACUAAUAAUGGUUCCUCAUAUAUACAUACAAGGAAUGGGGAUUCUAUACCGGGAGUGUCUGCAACCCACACGGGUGGUGUAUCCCACGCGGUGUUUACACUCACAGUGGAGAGUUUUAACACGAAAGGACAUUAUCGACGGGCCGUCGUCUCAUUUGUAGAUCUCUGUGGUCCACCAACAACAAUAUCAACAACAACAACAAUAGUAACGCCAAAGACAGCAGAGGAAGAAUGGGUGGAGGAGUCUAUACAAUCUUUGUGUGAUGCUAUUGCUGCCACUUCUAGUAUUAAACGGCAUACAUCCCAUAAAAACAAUCUCCACCAUAACGAUAACUCUCAUAAUAGGAAAAGUAAUAGUGAUAUCGAUAAUUCUACGAUAAGUGAUGCUCAACGUGCGGCUGCUGUCUUUGAUCGUCUCCCUGGAAGUCAUUCCAAUUGUAUGAUGCGUUUUCUCCGUCCCAUAUUUGGCGGUAAUGCAAAGGCGGUGCUUGUCUGUUGUGUAGAUGCGAAACAACAUACAAAAGAACAGCUGCUGAAUUCAUUGAGUUAUGCUUAUUUCUUUAAACGUAUUCAGCAUCAAGCCACACCGUAUGAUAUCCCACCCGAGCUCCAGCGGCUUAAUUUACAAAUGAAUGCCUUUCUUUCCGGUGGAGAUGACAGUGAUGGGGAUAACGAGAAUUACAGUAGUGGUAAUAUUAUUAAUAAUAUUUAA
Molecule: messenger RNA, 2133 nt
Organism: Trypanosoma theileri
Lineage: Eukaryota; Euglenozoa; Kinetoplastea; Trypanosomatida; Trypanosomatidae
Exons: 1
Coding region: 1-2133 (710 amino acids)
Biological process (GO): microtubule-based movement
Molecular function (GO): ATP binding; microtubule binding; microtubule motor activity
Source: RefSeq, a predicted model, not a curated record